CAGAUCUUUACCCUCUUGCAUUCCCGCCAAAAAAAAAAAAAAGAAAAAUCUCGUCCCAAACCCUAACCCUAAACCGAAUGGCGCGGAGGGCUCGGAGAGGAGAGUCUUCGAGCGGUGGGAGGACCGCUGGCGGGGGCUUCGUUGCUGGGGCCAAAGUCGAGGUCCGGAGCGACGACGAGGGAUUCCGCGGCGCAUGGUACGAGGCUACCGUCGUCCGAUCCCUUGCCCGCCGCCGCUGCUCCGUCGAGUACGUCUCUCUUGUUUCUGAUGCGGAUCCAUCCGAACCCCUCCGUGAGAUCGUCCGCCGCUCCCACGUCCGCCCUCAGCCUCCGCCGCCCCCCUCCCCCGCCCGUUAUCAGCUCUUCCAGCGCGUCGAGGCUUUUCACAAUGAUGGGUGGUGGGCCGGGGUGGUGUCGAAGCUUCACGGAGAGGAUUCUAGCAGUUUUACUGUGUGCUUCCCCAACACAAGGGAGGUGAUGGACUUCCCGCCCUCGGAGAUCCGGCCGCUGCUGGAAUGGGUUCGUGGACAGUGGAUCGUCGCUCGAGACCAGGAAGUGGCUGAGCCACUGUUCAGUGUGGGAGCACAGGUCGAGGUCAGCUGGGAAAGAGAGAACUAUGGAGCUGCUUGGUUUGCUGCUACAAUUGUUAGUAUGAUCAGCAAGUCCAUAUUUUUGGUGGAUUGCAAGACCUUGAGAGCUGUCACUGACAGAGAGUUGUCGACGGAGAUUGUUGAUGCUCAAUACAUUAGGCCUGCACCUCCCCUUGCAUCAGAAGAUGAGGAUUUCGGGUUACAUGAUGUUGUUGAGGUGCUUUACCAUGGCGGGUGGUCGCUAGGAGUUGUUACUCAGAUUUCUAAUGGGUCAAAGUACAUUGUCAAGUUGAAGCAUCAUGAAGAGGAGAUGGAGUUUAAUUGUUUUGAAAUGAGAUCCUGCCAGGUAUGGAAGGAUGGGCAGUGGAUCAGCUAUUCCUCCCAGGUCAAGAAUAGAAAAUCACCAAUGCUUGGUGGAGCUAGUUCUGCUGGACCUCGACGGCAAUUACAUGUUGGCAAAAGAUCCAGUCUUCCUAUUUCAGUAUCAACAUCAAGUGAUGAUGAUGAUGUCACAUGCGUCCCUCUUUCUGGUGUUUUGAAGCGUAUGAAGACUGAAGGAUCGGGCACUGGAGGCUGGAUGAGGUCAUCUCAACCUUGCAGAAAAUUAAAAGAAGUAAAGUUAUUUGAUUAUAAGUUACAUUCGCAAGAUCGUUUUUCAUCUAAAACUCCAUUGGGGGUGGAGGCAGAAUCCCAUGUUGCCAAGCUGUUGCUAGAAGAUAGCCUCUCUUCAUUGGAUGUGCAGCAUUGUCUUGAAAGCACCUCUCCUGAGAAGACUGCAACAAAAUUACCGCGAAAUCGCUCAUCAAUGGAGCUAAAUUAUGGGCAAAACACGACCGAGAUGAAUGGUCUAAUUAAAUCAUUAACCGGGAGGAAUGAGCCUUCUGAUUUUAUGUACAAGGGAUCAGAACAUCAGUCAAAAGCAUCUGGCUUCAACCAUUCUCUGGUUAAUGAUGAGGCCAGCAAGCUCCUCUCGAUUAUGGAAUGGGGAAGUUGUAAAGGUUCCCGUGGUCCUAGAGGGAGUUCUAUGAAACGAAUAAAGAAGCUUGCUAUUCGGGCCCCGCAUCGACAGAAAAAGUCUCCUGAGAGCAUGAAACAAUAUUCACAGGAGGAGAUAAAGAAAAGGAAGAGAGGCAGGCCUGCAAAGAAAAGCAUAGAAUCGGAACAAGCAGAAGAUUUGCCUGAGCAAGUUGCUGAAGAAGAACAUGGGAGGCAAGAAAUUGAGCAAUCAAAUCAAGGUCAGUCUUGUGAUGCAUCUUUUGAAACUCGAGCGCAUAGUCAUCAUGAUGAAGCAACGGGGUACGAGGACCUCCCACUACUUGCGAUUACGCAGGAUUCUCCAACUAGUAAUGCUGUCAGCAUAUGUCAAACUGAUCAACAAAUAGAGGUAUUGGAAGACAGACAGACUAAGCCUCAGAUAGAAUUAGCAUCCCGAGCUGAUACAUCGAUCAAGGUCCCCACAACACAACAAUCGUCAUUCAUGCUAGGAAGCUCAUUUCGCACUAGGCUUGAAGAGAUCUUAACUUUUGAUGCCCAGCAUAACAACACAGCAACUGGAGCAGAAGAGGGAGCUCUUGUAUCUGUUUCCAAGAAAGAUAAUGCUGCUUCAUGUGAGGGGCUUAAUCCUAGUGAGUCACCAUCAAAGAGAACUUCUGGUGAGAACAAGGAGGCUUUGAUUGAUCCAUCAUCCAGUCAUUCAUCUUUGAAAGAGGUAAUAUUACCAUUUUUGAAGAGUUCUUCCAUGUGGGAAUCAAUCAAAGCAAUGGAUAUAUUCCAUAUAAUGCCACAACAACCACAUUUCCGCCCAUUGGAGCAGUACUCUAUGGAGUUUCGAGAAGGAAUGGCCAUAGGUCUUAUGGUAUCAUUUGCAAACCUAGCAACUAGCAUUAACAAAUUAAACAUUGCUGAUAACCGAUCCACUUUUGAAGAAAGGUUGAAGGCUCUUGGCCCCUUAGAGGCAAAUGGAUUUGAUGUUGGACGUCUACGUGCCUGCCUGGAGGAGUUGCUAGAGACACAAAGUAAUCAAUGGCAAUCCAAGAGUAAAAUAGCAGAAUUGGAACAAAAGAUCAUAGAGAGAAAAGGUGAUAAUGACAGGCUUGGCGCAUUAGCUGUUCAAUUAGAUAAAGCUAUCAUGGAAGUGGAGCAAAAUCUAACCCAUUUCCGGGAGAGCAGAGAGUUGGUCAUAAUGCAAAGGAAAAUUAUCGAUACUGAGAUAUUGAAACUGCAAAAGGAUGUGCAGGAAGCGGAGGAAGCAUAUCGUUCUGCCGAACGUCAUUUCAAUAGUACAGCAGUUGCUCCAUGGUGAAGGUAACAUGAGCACAUCAGCCAAGGGUUUCCUACUUUUGUGUAAAUAUGAUCUUCAGAUCGGAAGCUCCUCUUCUCGUUAUAUGCACUAUGCACUCCUCGAUGUCUCAUGAUACAUCUCAAGUUCCAUUGAAAUGGUUUUUGUUGAUUAGGUGAACUACUAUCAUCAUAAUUAGACAUAUCUGAUAGGUGCCUACGAUAUAAUAGAAAUCUGAAGGCAGUUCAGAUUGGAUGCUUCGAUCUUCAACCUGUAUAUUGUUUGGCAUCUCUCGUGGGAUUUCUAUUGCUGAGAAAAAGUGUUUUUAGUAAUUAAAAAGUUUUUUUUUAU
Phoenix dactylifera (date palm) is the source of this 3218-nucleotide messenger RNA. Its product is annotated as DUF724 domain-containing protein 3-like. NCBI's taxonomy places the organism in Eukaryota, Viridiplantae, Streptophyta, Magnoliopsida, Arecales, Arecaceae. The record is from RefSeq and is a predicted model, not a curated record.